Molecule: messenger RNA, 1141 nt
Organism: Malurus melanocephalus (red-backed fairy wren)
Lineage: Eukaryota; Metazoa; Chordata; Aves; Passeriformes; Maluridae
Gene: NT5C1A
Product: 5'-nucleotidase, cytosolic IA
Exons: 6
Coding region: 78-1130 (350 amino acids)
Biological process (GO): nucleotide metabolic process; adenosine metabolic process
Cellular component (GO): cytoplasm; cytosol
Molecular function (GO): 5'-nucleotidase activity; nucleotide binding; magnesium ion binding
Source: RefSeq, a predicted model, not a curated record
GGCUCCGGGAGCUCCCGGGACUGGCGGAGCCGCCKCCGCCGCCGCGCACGGAGCAGCCCCGCCGGUGCCGCCGCGCUAUGGAGCCACCGGAGCCCGCCGGGGCGCCCGACCGGCCCUGGGAUGAAGCCAAGGYUUUCUACGACAACCUGGCCCCCAAGAAGAAACCCAAAUCGCCCAAACCCGAGAAUGCCAUCACCAUCGCCGUGUCCUCGCGGGCGCUGUUCCGCAUGGAGGAGGAGCAGAAGAUUUACGCGGAGCAGGGAGUGGAGGCAUACGUGAAAUAUCAGCUGGACCACGAGAACGAGCCCUUCCUGCCCGGAGCUGCCUUCCCCUUCGUCAAAGCGCUGGAGGCGGUGAACACUCAGCUCCGUGAGCUCUACCCCGACAGCGAGGAGCUCUUCGACAUCGUCCUCAUGACCAACAACCACGCCCAGGUUGGGGUUCGCCUCAUCAACAGCAUCAACCACUACGAUCUGUUCAUCGAGAGGUUCUGCAUGACGGGAGGGAACAGCCCCAUCGGUUACCUCAAAGCCUAUCACACCAACCUCUACCUCUCCUCCGACGCCGAGAAAGUGAGUGGGGCCAUUGAAGAGGGGAUCGCUGCCGCCACCAUCUUCAGCCCCAGCAGGGACCUGGAGGUGUCGGAGAAGCAGCUGCGGGUGGCGUUCGACGGGGACGCCGUGCUCUUYUCGGACGAGUCGGAGCAGAUCGUCAAAGCUCACGGGCUGGACAUGUUCUUCGAGCACGAGAAGGAGCACGARAACAAACCCCUGGCGCAGGGCCCUUUGAAAGGCUUCCUGGAGGCUCUGGGGAAGCUKCAGAAGAAAUUCUACUCCAAGGGGCUGCGUUUGGAGUGUCCCAUCCGCACGUACCUGGUGACGGCGCGCAGCGCUGCCAGCUCSGGGGCGCGCGCCCUAAAGACUCUGCGCAGUUGGGGCCUGGAGACGGACGAGGCUCUUUUCCUGGCCGGGGCACCCAAGGGCCCGCUGCUCAGGAAGAUCAGACCCCACAUUUUUUUCGAUGAUCAGAUGUUCCACGUGGAAGGGGCGCAGGAGAUGGGCGCCGUGGCGGCGCACGUGCCCUACGGCGUGGCGCAGCGGCACAAGCGGCCSAAAAACGAYGGCAAAUAGAAACACGGACC